AUGCUGGAAUGCGACUCAGUCAAAUCCUCCACUCCCAACACCAACUCUUCUCCUCUUCCCUCCCCUUCCCAUUCCAAAGGGAAAUCCACGGAUGUAGAAGAUGCAGAAGAAUCGGAAGAAGAAGAUGAAGACACUUCCGCCACAAGCCCUAACGUGUCCACCGAGUUCCUCCGGGCCUUGCAGGCACACUCCUACAACGAGAUCCGCUCCAUGAUCCAGGCCCCUCCGCAGGUCCACCUCCUCCACGACGAGGACUCACACCACCGCCACGUCCUCUCCCAGGUCCUCCAACCUGACUCCCACAGCGUUCGCGAAGCCCUUGCCAAGUCAAAGCCUAGCAGCAACCUCACGCGCCUCGUCUCCACUUACUUUGACCACAGCGAAACCACCUCCGACUUCUGCCUCCGCCUCCUUCUCACCAGCCUCCGCGUGCGGGAACUCUACGAGCCGCUCUCCCAUCUCCUCGCCGUCCUUCCCGCUGACGCUCCGCCACUCUCCCAGCCUCAGUGCGACCGCGCCUACGACCUCUUUCUCCAAUUCGACAGCCAGGACAAUCCCUUCGCGCUCUCCCGCCUCCACCAGCUCCGCGAUAGCUUCUCUCACCUUAAGCGCGACAUCCAGCGUGACCUCCGCAAGUGCCACUCGCGAAUCCGCAUGUUCCGCCACGCCACCGCCGGGUGCGUCGUCAUUUCCAUCGUCGCUGCCGUUGCCUCCAUCGCCGCCAUCGUUGUCGUCGCCGCGCAUGCCGCGGUAGGGUUCACUGCUGUCGCUGCGGCGCCGUUUUGUGUUCCCCGGCAGAAGAGGAGGGAGCUUGCGAGGUUGAAGCAGCUUGAGGCUGCGGAGAAUGGAAUUCUUGUGGUGAAUGACAUUAAUACCAUUGAUAGUCUCGUUGAUCGGCUUCAAACCGCGGUGGAAGCUGAUAAGGCUUACGUCCGGUUUGCGUUGGAUAGGGGAAGGGAGAGGCAUCCCAUUCAAGAGGUGCUUAAACAGCUUAGAAAGAACCAACCUGUUUUGGAGCAUUUGCUUGGGGAUCUUGAGCAACAUAUAUACUUCUGCUUUUACAGUAUUAAUAAGGCCAGAUAUGCGCUUCUCAAGGAGAUAUGUCGUCAGCAAACUCUAUAG
Molecule: messenger RNA, 1122 nt
Organism: Sphenostylis stenocarpa
Lineage: Eukaryota; Viridiplantae; Streptophyta; Magnoliopsida; Fabales; Fabaceae
Source: the annotation of a GenBank genome assembly